AUGGUUGACAGGAGCUUGCUACACUGUCGUAAAAACGCUAAUAACACGAUGGUAGUCCAAAAAAAGUAUGCACAUACCGGCUCGGACGUCGCCCGGGUGAACAAGGUCCGCGCUGCAGCUUUGGAGACUAGAGGCUGCAGUGUAAAGUAUGCUACUGAGUCCCAGAAAGAUAGACUGAAGAUGGGGUUGACAGUUGGAGUUUGGAAUGUCAGGUCAUUGUGGCAGACAGGGGCUUACGCGUUGAUGAAGAAAGAACUUGAACGAUUCAGAUAUGAUGUGGUUGGUCUGUGCGAGGUCCGAUGGACAGGAGGUGGAGAAAUGGAAGGUGGGAAGAUAUUAUGGUCUGGAACAGAGAGGGAGCACGUCUAUGGAGUCGGAAUGGUUAUUGGCGAAAAAGCAAAAAAAGCACCGUUGGAGUACAAUCCAGUGAAUGAAAGAAUGAUGUAUGCGAGGUUUAAGGGAUACCCGAGAGACAUUGAUGUGGUAGUGGCCUAUGCUCCAACAAUGGAUCACUCGGAUGCAGAAAUCGAGGCAUUCUACGAUCAACUGGAGCAAACAUUGAAUGUACUGCCAAAGAAAGAUGUUAAGAUAAUCACCGGAGAUUGGAACGCAAAGAUCGGAAGAGACAAUAUUGGUUUUGAAGAAGUCAUGGGAAAAUAUGGUAUAGGAAACAGAAAUAAUAGAGGAGAAAGAAAGACUGCUGAAAUUUGCAAAGGACCAAAAAAUAAAUUUAAGGGUGUUGGGGUCUAUCAAGCCAAGAACCUCGAUACAUAUUGGCAAAAAUUCCUUGGAGGGUUAGGGUCUUCAUAUUUUUUAUUUUCUCCUCCGCUGUCCUGGCUGAAGCCGAACCAGAUUCCCUACUCGCCAGAUUUACAUAUCUUUCGGCAAACAUCUAACGGCUCGCCAUGGUAUUAG
This is a messenger RNA of Helobdella robusta, 915 nucleotides long. RefSeq lists its product as hypothetical. The coding region runs from base 1 to 915 and encodes 304 amino acids. The transcript is spliced from 2 exons. The record is from RefSeq and is a predicted model, not a curated record. NCBI's taxonomy places the organism in Eukaryota, Metazoa, Annelida, Clitellata, Rhynchobdellida, Glossiphoniidae. Gene Ontology annotation, biological process: chromatin remodeling. Gene Ontology annotation, cellular component: nucleus.